CCCGUCUUGAAUGGGAGACGGUCGCGGCAUCCACACUAACAUUACACGCACGUGAGUCCCCGACUAACCGCGAUUGUUGCACUGAUCGCGGCCAGGCCACAGUCGGCGCGUCAAGAAUCUAUCGCGGCCUAGGUUGCAGUUCCUUAAAAAAAGUCGCGGCCCUAGUCCAGUGAACACCAGCAAAUGCUGUCUCUCUACUGGAUAUGGGCGCAAUUUCUCGGACUUUCUUAACGGUUUGGACGUCAGUUUUUGUGUUCUGGUGCAAUUCGGAACUUGUGACCGCCAAUCAACAAGCCAAUUCGGAUAAAGGACUUCUCCAAGACUUGGGACUUAGCAUAUUGCCUGACGUAUCAAAGAUAAACAUCAGUUUGGCUGAAUACACAAAGAUGAUGACCAGCUAUCUGGAGACGGUUGAUAACGACGUAAACGCUGAAGAUGGCGAUGACAUCCGUGCUAGACUACUUACAUUCGAUGUAGACAAGAAAAUAUGGUGGAGGCGAAAGCAAGACACGUACAGACUCCGAUUUUCUGUCCCUGCGUCACCUCAAUAUGAAGUGAAAAACGCUCAAUUGAGGUUCCUAGCAGCCCCCCAGACUUCAAAACCAACUACCAUCAGAGUAGAAGUGAACCAAGUGCUCGGAGCUCGAAGAAAGAGAUACCUUGAAGAAAGAACUUUGUACCUGUCUCAGAACCAUACUAAAUGGUGCGAUCUAGAUAUUACCAGUGCUGUGCAGUCUUGGAUGCACGGAGAUAUCAACUUAGGUUUAGACUUAGUUUGCUUAGACUCAAAUUGUGAAGUAGACCCUUUAGAAGCUUAUAUUACGACAAUUGUACAUAAGAAAUCUAGUAGAAUCCGUAGAUCGGUUAUGUAUCGACCUGAAAGGAGGACUGAUUGUCAAAGAGGAAGAAAUAGAGAAAAGGGUAAGAGGAAAUGUUGUAGACAGAAUAUGAAAGUGAAUUUCAAAAAACUAGAUAUCCCGGAGAUGAAUUUCAUAAUGGAGCCAAAAGUGUAUGAGGCAGGAUAUUGUUACGGACUAUGCCCUCCAAACUACAAUCAUGCUACUAAUCACUCACGGAUCCAAAGUCUGAUGCACCAAAUGGAAAAAAGCAAUCCUUCCAGUGCUAAGCGGAGGAUUCCUAAAGCCUGUUGUGCACCAUCAAAACUAGGACCGCUAGAUAUUCUUUUAGUGAAUAAAGAUAACCCCACGAAACUGAUGUUGGAAAAGUGGGAUAACAUGGUGGUGAUAGAAUGCGCUUGCUCCUAGAAUUAGUCAAGUGGUCAGUAAUCAGGAAAUCAGUAUUAUAAUCAAAUAGGAUUGAAAAAGAAAUACGCGAUGUGGUCAAAGAAAUUUUGGGAAUAGCUAGAUGAAGUGUCAUUUCCAUCAACAAUACUGUUUGCUUGUCAGUUCCCACAUAAGUGGAAGCACUGUGAUCGUGGAAUUUUUCCAAUCUCAUACAAUGUUUUGUGGAAUUCAUAUUACGAAAAAAAUGUCACUCAUAUCCUUAGGUAUGUAAUGUAAUCACUUUCCAAGACGCAUUGAUCAUAUUUCUAAGGAGCUUGCGCAUUUUUUAAUUUGUGGAUACUUCAAUGAUCCCUAGCGGAUUUUUUCCUAUCUAAAGUUGUUACGUAUUUUCAUUAUGCUCAAAGAAUUUGUCAAACCACUCUUCCAGGAUGUUCAAUAUUUUUAUCUACAUGGCACUGCAUUCGUUUUUGUACAGCAACAAAGUGCUGAUUUGAAUCUUAAUCCUGGGAAAUAAUUUUAUUGGAACAGGUACAGGGUGAGUUCUAAGUAUGUAAUCGGUCAAUGGUUCCGUUACAGGGUGAUUCAAAGUUACGUGGCAAUACAAGAAUGCAUCUGUAUACUUUGGUAUAUUCGGGAAGACAUAUUCAAAGUAAAAAGUUUUAUGUAGCAUACUGUAAGGUUUGGAUCGCUACUUCUGAAAUUGUGGGAUAUCUUGCUCAAGAAGAACAUUCAACUUUGACAGUUUUUAAGUCAUAUUUCAUCUAUACGAGAUGCAUAAAUUUUGGUCGUUUUUUUUUUAAAUUUUGUGAAAUGCAUCUGUGUGUUGCCACGUAGUUAUGAAUCACCCUGUAGUGAACGGCAUAUUUUUCAUGGAAUGACCGCGUAUUUGCCUUUCGUUUUCUUUUCAAAGAGAUUUUAUAAUAUCGACCGAUAACACACUAAAAACUAAUUCUGUGUAGGAUAAUAAAAUUGAGCAUCUUUAUGCAAUAGGAAUUUAUGUAGUUAUUCGAAUUUGUAUGAUACAGUUGCACAAAAUGUAUCAAAAUUGUCACGCUUAAAGCAAUUCGCAAUUGUCUUUUCAGCAUAUUUACAAAAAAUCAGUAUAGCUCAAAACACUCAUCUCAAAAAAAUUUUAAACGAAAAAGUGGAACACAUACGAUGAAAUUGAUCUCUUCGUUUACUGAGUAACCGAGUUACAGUUCAUGUUUUCUGCAUUUUGAAGAUGUUGCCCAGUGAAAUUAGGACCACACUGCAGAAGUUAAUGCGGAAUAUUUCAAUUUACAACUACUGCAAAACAUCAAAUCGAUUUUUUCUCCAAUUUAUUUGUCGAGCUAUAACGGUUAUUAUCUUGUGCAAUAACGUCCUUCAAAGGUUUGUAACGGCUGGAAUAUAGUAGCAAAUUAUUCUAUUUCUACUGGGCUAUGAUAUGUAAAUUGUCAAAAUCACAAACUUAGUAUUUAGAUGUAUAGUGAAAUUGUUGAAUGUAUGAAUCCAAUGUAUGUAAUGUUUGCCUGCUCUACUAAUUUAUAUGUAUUAUAGUUCUUAGUAUAUGAUGUAGGCCAUUGUCAAGGUUGAAUCUUACACAAGACCUGAGAGAAUAAGUAUCUGUAUAAUGUAUGUUUUGAAAUUCCUGAAAAAAAUAUUCUUCGGAAGGCAGUUCCUAUAGAAGGCUAUGUUUCUUCCGUCUUCAGAGUUAGUAUAGACUCAACCGUGAAGAAUUAAUGUUGCAACUAUUUAAUGUAUUUUGUACGGGUUGAACUGAGCAUUUUUUACAUUUUUACUGUGAUAUAAUUUAAUCAUCAUUUUUCAUGUGUGUAGUAUUGGAAGUAUUAUUUUUCUCUGUUCAUUUUUAUAUAUUUAAUUUUUUAUAAAGUGUAUUUUAU
This is a messenger RNA of Acanthoscelides obtectus, 3127 nucleotides long. Lineage: Eukaryota; Metazoa; Arthropoda; Insecta; Coleoptera; Chrysomelidae. The record is from the annotation of a GenBank genome assembly.